CCGAGUAGAGCCGUCUGCUAGUUGGUUUAUUUACUCUUUGCUGGUGGCAAGUGAUGACGUAUUGAGAAAUACUCGAUCGUAUCUCUUUAGUUGUUCAUUCUGACUCUAGAAUAUAAAUUAUUGUUACUUUUAUUUUAUUUGAAAUUGUCCAACCGGAAAGGGAAACCCUACAAAUUUAUCGGGAAGCUAUGAUUGAAUUCACGGUUUUCUAUUUAAUUUUCGUGUUCUGCUUCAUUUUCCCUCCAAGUGCGUUUGUUAGUGCCGGCAUAACGGUUUCAAAUUUAUUUGAUUCCUGGCUCGGAAGUGAAGACCUUCAGUUUGUGCAGUACCAUUUAAGUCGAACAUUGGUUACUGUAAUCAUCCACAGUCUCCUACCACUCGGAUUCUUUGGUGGAGUCCUUCUUGUUGAAGGCUAUGAUCAGCUGUUGUUAUUAGUACAAACUCCACUUGGACUAGGAUUUCUCAGCUUAUCUGUUCUCCUUCCAGCAGCUGCUGCAUUCAAAGUAUUUUUCUGGUGGACAAACAAUUGGAGUUCUCACCCACUUGUAAAUUCAUUGACCUCUUAUGCAAAUAAUGGGAGACAGUGGAAUGAUGUAGCAUCUGAAAUCAAUGCUGAAUUCAGAAGGAUAGACAAGGUCACAGUCCGCACCAAUCCAGUUUCUAAAACUGUUGUGACCAAUUCCUGGAUUAUCAAAGUUGAACCUUAUGUGGUGCAAGUAGCACAUCAGAAUCAUGUAACCUUACAGCUGGAAAAUGCUGAAGAACACACAUACACUGCUGAUAGUCAAACAGCUCAAUACUUGUGGGUGAAUGUAGAGCACAUUCAAACCAAACAAAAAUUGUUUACCAUUCGUCUCAACGCCGUUGACUAUGCAGACAUGCAAGACAGACUGCAAACUCGUAUCAGUAAUGUUCGGGGAUUAUUAAUUAAUCAGGACGUUCAUGCGCGUUUUUCUAAAGUUUUCAUUGAAGAAGUUAGCUUGAACCCAGUUUUUCAAAGCCAAGAGGAAAUGGAUCCGUGUUUAGGCUGUGCAGUCAACAGUGCAAAUAUCCGUCUAAUACGAAGAUGCUUGCCUACCGGAAAUGCUGAUGGUUGCACUCCGUGUUUUUGUAGACCCAUGUGGUGCAUACAUUGCCUUAGUAAAUGGUUCUCCGCCAGACAAGAUGCUGAACAUCCUGAAUCGUGGUUAAUGUCUCGCUGCCCCUGCCCAACAUGUCGCAGCCCAUUUUGCGUUCUCGAUGUUAGUUUAGUUGAAACCGUAGAAAAUAUUUAAGUUGUCUUUUUUUUCAAAUCAUGUUUCAAUAACAAUAAAUAUGUUUGCUUAA
Daphnia pulex (common water flea) is the source of this 1326-nucleotide messenger RNA. RefSeq names its product E3 ubiquitin-protein ligase TM129-like. The record is from RefSeq and is a predicted model, not a curated record. The transcript is spliced from 5 exons. Bases 189 to 1274 code for a protein of 361 amino acids. NCBI's taxonomy places the organism in Eukaryota, Metazoa, Arthropoda, Branchiopoda, Diplostraca, Daphniidae. Gene Ontology annotation, cellular component: membrane; endoplasmic reticulum. Gene Ontology annotation, molecular function: ubiquitin protein ligase activity. Gene Ontology annotation, biological process: protein ubiquitination.